UUCUCCACCAUAAACAAUUUUACGCUCGAGAAAAUAGAGAAGUUUGAACCGGAAAGAGUGAUCACAGAGAGAGAGAGAUAGUGGCGUCUGAUUUGGUUGAAGCGGAGACGGGGAGUAAUCGUCUCCGAGAUUUCUUUUCUUCUCUGUUAACGAGUAUCGGAGGAGCGUUACUUCAGAUCACAGAAAAGGAAGAAGAUUCAAAAAUGGCGUCUAGAGUCUCUAACCUUCCGAAUCAGCGAGGAAUUGCAGGCGAAGUAAAACCGACGAAUGUUGCGGGACAUGGAAGACAAAAUCGAAAAGCUCUUGGAGACAUUGGAAAUCUCGUCAACGAUCGAGAAAUUGCAACCGGAAAGGAUCUUGCGAGGAAGGCGAAACCGCAGCAGCAGAAACAGUCAAAGGCCGAGGUUAUUAUCAUUAGCCCUGAUGAAAAUGAGAAAUCUUGCAGACCACAUGCUAGCAAAAGAGGAUCCAAGACUUUUACAGCAACAUUAAGAGCUCGAAGCAAGGCUGCAAGUGGAGUCAAAGAUGCUGUGAUCGACAUUGAUGCUGCGGAUGCGAACAACGAACUUGCUGCAGUCGAAUACGUCGAUGACAUUUUCAAGUUUUACAAGACUGUAGAAGAGGAAGGAAGAAUCAGAGACUAUAUGGGAUCACAACCUGAAAUCAAUGUGAAGAUGAGAUCGAUUCUGAUUGAUUGGCUUAUAGACGUUCACAGGAAGUUUGAGUUGAUGCCAGAGACGCUUUACCUCACCAUUAACCUCGUUGACCGGUUCCUAUCUUCCUCAAUGGUCCCAAGAAGAGAGCUUCAGCUGUUGGGAAUAAGCGCCAUGCUUAUCGCCUGCAAGUACGAAGAGAUUUGGGCUCCUGAGGUUAAUGAUUUCGUCCUCAUCUCGGACAACGCUUACUGCAGAGAACAGGUCUUGGCUAUGGAGAAAUCGAUCCUACGACAAGUGGAAUGGUACAUCACUGUCCCGACGCCUUAUGUUUUCCUUGCGCGUUACGUUAAAGCUUCGGUUCCUUGUGACAUUGAGAUGGAGAAACUGGUGUUUUACUUGGCUGAGCUGGGACUCAUGCAAUAUCCUAUGGUUGUUUUGAACCGUCCUUCGUUGCUGGCUGCAUCAGCGGUUUAUGCUGCGCGUCAAGCCCUUAAAAAGACACCAUGUUGGUCUGAGACCUUGAAACAUCACACUGGCUACUUGGAAGAUGAGAUAGUGGAGCACGCGGAAAUACUGAUGAAGUUGAGGGACUCAGCUCCAAAAAGUGCGUUAAGAGCCGUGUUCAAGAAAUACUCUGUCUCAGAAAACGGUGAAGUUGCGCUUCUGCCUUCGCUGGAGGACUAAUCUGUUUCUUGUUCAUGAAGAAACAAACCCAAGUCUUGUUGAUCAUGUAGCUAAGAUGAUCUCUUUAUGUUUGCUUUACUCUCUGUGUUCUUUGUUUGGUUUUAGAUUGGAAUCUCUGUAAAAUCCGUUAUGACAAUGGACAAGUUUUCUUUUUUGCUUU
This is a messenger RNA of Eutrema salsugineum, 1500 nucleotides long. Its product is annotated as cyclin-B1-4. Gene Ontology annotation, cellular component: cyclin-dependent protein kinase holoenzyme complex; cytoplasm; nucleus. The record is from RefSeq and is a predicted model, not a curated record. Lineage: Eukaryota; Viridiplantae; Streptophyta; Magnoliopsida; Brassicales; Brassicaceae. Gene Ontology annotation, biological process: regulation of cyclin-dependent protein serine/threonine kinase activity; mitotic cell cycle phase transition. Gene Ontology annotation, molecular function: cyclin-dependent protein serine/threonine kinase regulator activity. Bases 204 to 1340 code for a protein of 378 amino acids. The transcript has 5 exons.